GUCAACGUUGACAUAAAUUUCAGUGUUUCUGUUAAUUAUGUGUUCUGUAAAGUUUUCAAAAUGAAUGCAAUUAUUUAAGAAUAUAUAUAUGACUAGUAGAAUAUUUUGAUACAUUAUAAAACUUACCAAGAUGAAAUUAUAUAACGCAAAAGUAGUAGACAUACUUCGGUUGCAUCAAAAGGACGAAGAAUUCUUGAAUGGAGUUCAAAGUGACAUACAUUCCAUUUUAAAGCAUACUGGUCCCAGGAACUAUUAUAAAUUGAGCAAAAGUGUACCGACAAUAGCAAAUGUAUGGUAUUAUUGUAUGACAACCCUAGGAAAUCUGCAAACACUUGGCGAAGAGUACACUGGCACAAUAAGGGUUGGCAGUGAUGGGAAAAUACCAUCCAAAACAUUACAGGUAUUGUGGCUCAUACUUUAUGUUGGUGGUGAUCCUUUGGUAGAACGACUUUUGAGUCAUUCAAAACAAAAGAUCAAAAACUCGACCACAAUUACAAAAGAUGCCAAAGAAUUCCUCAUAGUAUGUUUGGAUUUUUUUAAAAAAGAGAAAGUUACAUUAAGAAGUAUUCACAAUUCAUUAUUCUAUAUGGAUGGAGCAUUUUAUAAUAUCUCUAACAGACUUACAGGAUUAAGAUAUGUACUUUUAAGAGACUGGCUGCAAGACAAUUCAUACACAACUAGCUUCAAACUUUUAGGAAACAUAUCCUUAUUCUAUGUUUUGUACAAUUUCAUCUCAAGACUUUUUUCACCAAUCAAAGAGGAAACAGAAUUUGAGGAUAUUGAACAAGCAAACAUAUGUGAUAAAGGCUGUCUUUUGUGUGGUCAGAAAUUGAAAUCACCUAGUACCACUCCUUGUGGACACAUUUUCUGUUGGAGCUGCAUCUAUGAAUCCUUGGAAUAUCAACAUGUAUGUCCCAUAUGCAGAGAGACUACAAAACCUAGUCGAAUUGUACUGUUGCAGAACUAUGGUUAAUUUUCUUGUGAUAUACAGGGUGUCCAGAAAUAAAGGGUUAUGCUGCAACUGCAAAUAGAUCACAUCAUGACAUACUAUAUGGCACAAUUUUGUUUAAAUAAAAGCCUUCUUUUCAAGAUUUUCAACAUUUAAUUUAUUUUUUUAAAACUGGC
Acanthoscelides obtectus is the source of this 1125-nucleotide messenger RNA. The record is from the annotation of a GenBank genome assembly. NCBI's taxonomy places the organism in Eukaryota, Metazoa, Arthropoda, Insecta, Coleoptera, Chrysomelidae.